Messenger RNA from Triticum dicoccoides, 871 nucleotides. RefSeq names its product skin secretory protein xP2-like. The coding region runs from base 139 to 690 and encodes 183 amino acids. The transcript is spliced from 3 exons. The record is from RefSeq and is a predicted model, not a curated record. Lineage: Eukaryota; Viridiplantae; Streptophyta; Magnoliopsida; Poales; Poaceae.
ACCCCACCCAAGGACCACGCACGUCUUACAAGGUCAUGGCCUCGAGCCAAACCCAAACCAGACCGGACCCUCCGAGCAGACAGCAUAGGAAGCGAGAAGACAGAGACGGGAGCCUCGCCGCCGACGCCGACGGGCAAGAUGCAGCGCGCGUCCCUUGCGUCCGCUCUGCUGCUCUGCUCCUUCUUCGCGCAGCCGUCGCAGGCGCUCCUCGACGGCACGCGCGGCGCCGGGGCGUACAUUUCUCGGCUGCUCGGCGAGGGCUACGGCGACGAGAAGGUCCCCAUGUCCGUCGUGGUGCCGUCGGUGCCAGAUUACUCCCCGCUGCCGGCACCGACCGCUGUCGCUGUCGCCGCGCCCGCGCCUGCGCCCACGCCAACGCCGACGCCGACGCCGGUGCCCGGCUCGGAGGACUACAUGCCGAAGCUGCCGUCUGACAGGCUGAGCCCUGGGGCGCCGGCCAACGGCAAUGCGGGCUCGCCCGCGCCUGCCGCGUCGGGCGACGGGGCGAGCACCGCCUUCAUCAGCAGCAACCCCGCGGUGCCGCUCCCCGCCGGCGUCACCGACUCCGCCACCGUCCUGCCCAUGCCCACCCCUGGACAAGAACAACGGCAGGACAUGGGGAUGGGCACCCUGCUUCAGGCCAGCGCGGUGCCGCUGGUCGCUCCUCUCCUCAUGGUGCUGUACUUUUGAGCUUUCUUGUUGGGGUAGUAGAGCAGUACGUAGUUCCUUUCUCUUAGGACUGAUGCAUCGAGUGAUUAGUUGUCAGCAUCUGCGCUUGUAAUCAGCACACCGCGGUGCUUUCGUCUAGGCUGUUGUAUGCUCUAAUCAUCUGUAUACAGUAUCACCUCUGCUUCUUGUCUCUUGUCACACA